UGAUCUUUUAACUAGUUUUAACCUUGAUCCAUCUGGAUAUCAGCAACUGAUUGACAACCUUGAUCGUGAUCUGCAAUAUGCUAUAAGAGUUGAGGGUAAGAUGGACUUGGAUUCCGUAUCUAAUUAUGAUGAAGUGAGGAGUUCUAUCUUUGAAAAGGCUGAGCUUUUCGACAAGUUUCUCAAUGGCUCAACCUUAGUGGAAUGCUAUUCAGCUGUUGCUUCUGUUGCCAACCGCUGGCUUGAUCUUCUUGAUAAUCAAGGAAAGGAUAUUGCGGACAGUGAGUUGCUCGAUUAUAUAUCUGAAUCAAGUACCAAGAGUAAGUCUCUAGCAGACUACCAAAGUCAUCAUCGACAUUCACAAUAAGUUCAGUCAGAGAAAAGGAGGCUCUCAUGCAAUGAU
This is a messenger RNA of Humulus lupulus (European hop), 400 nucleotides long. Its product is annotated as DNA polymerase epsilon catalytic subunit A-like. The transcript is spliced from 4 exons. The record is from RefSeq and is a predicted model, not a curated record. Gene Ontology annotation, molecular function: DNA-directed DNA polymerase activity; single-stranded DNA 3'-5' DNA exonuclease activity; DNA binding. Gene Ontology annotation, cellular component: epsilon DNA polymerase complex. The coding region runs from base 101 to 364 and encodes 87 amino acids. Lineage: Eukaryota; Viridiplantae; Streptophyta; Magnoliopsida; Rosales; Cannabaceae. Gene Ontology annotation, biological process: leading strand elongation; mitotic cell cycle; DNA replication.